This is a messenger RNA of Nelumbo nucifera (sacred lotus), 1435 nucleotides long. RefSeq lists its product as uncharacterized. Gene Ontology annotation, molecular function: mRNA binding. The record is from RefSeq and is a predicted model, not a curated record. Lineage: Eukaryota; Viridiplantae; Streptophyta; Magnoliopsida; Proteales; Nelumbonaceae.
UGAAUCGGGUGCAAAAAUUGCGUCUGAUUCGGAUUUGCGCUGCAAACAAUCAGAAUGUCAACAUUGUCAAGUGAUGUAGCCCCAAACUUCGGGGGGUACGUGGAUUUUACCCGGAACAAAGAGCUACAAUUCUCUCCCUAUGCGUUCAGCCGUUAACGCUCGACUACAAGAGCCCUAGAGCUACAAUUCUCUCCGUGUCAAAAACAAAAAAAGAAAAAGAAAAAAAUCUCUCCGUGUAAGCGCUAGAUUUCAUCUCCGCCUAUAGAAAGUUAGGUUUCCCAUUCAAAGAUUUGAUUUUGGUUCAGAAAUUUGUGAUCAUGGCGACAGAACCAGCUUCGACUUCGAGCACUAUUCCUUCUUCUUCAGCCCAAUAUACGUAUUCAAACGGUUCUUAUUUCCCGCUGCCUUUCCACCUUCAACAACAGGAUCCAACGGCAGCGCAGCAAUACUCUAAACCCUAUAUGCCUCCAGCUCCAUCGGUUCAAAUUCCCGCUCCGCCGGUGAAAUUUCCGGCUGCUCCGGUUAUUCCUCCAGUAUAUCCGGCUCCAGCACCAGUUGCCGGUAUAUAUUCGCUUCCUCAGUAUCAGCAGGCACAGCAGUUAUUCCAGAGGGAUGCACAAACAAUUACACCAGAAGCUCUUGAGAGCGUGAAGGCUGCUCUUGCGAGCAGUGAAAUUGAGCACAAAGCAGAGACCAAGAAGAAAGCAGUACCUCGAAAAGCUGCGGGACAAACCUGGGAGGAUCCAACACUUGCAGAUUGGCCAGAGAAUGAUUUCCGCUUGUUUUGUGGAGAUCUUGGUAACGAAGUGAAUGACGAAGUUCUUUCAAAGGCAUUUUCAAGAUUUCCUUCUUUUAACAUGGCAAGAGUGGUUAGAGAUAAGCGGACUGGCAAAACCCGGGGUUAUGGAUUUGUUAGUUUUGCCAACCCUUCAGACCUUGCAGCAGCAAUGAAAGAAAUGAAUGGUAAAUAUGUUGGGAACCGUCCAAUCAAACUACGUAAGAGCAACUGGAAGGAUAGGAUGGACAAUGAGGCUUUGGAAAGGCAAAAGAACCAAACUCAAAAGAAACCAAAGUUGCCGAAGAAGAGUGUCUUGCACAAGUGAGAGCUAAAACUGAUAUCUGAUGUUUUCUUUCCACAGAAUGAGGGGAUAUAAUAGCUAAGCUUCUUUGGAUUUCUGCCUCCAACGGAAGCUUAUCGAUAAGAGCAUUCUUGACAUCUUUUUUUUUUUGGUUUUUUCUUUCUUUCUUUCAGACUUUAAUCAAUCACUGAUGAAAAUUUAUGGCAUGUUGUAUAAUGUCUUAGUUGAUUGUGUAAAAAAUAUCUUGACCAUGGGGAUUAAAGGAAGAGAUUCGUUUUCAUAAUUUUUAUUUUUCUGCAUUUAUAAGAUCGAUGGUUGCUGGAGAAAUGUAGGAUACACUGAACCUUUGUCUUGAC